CGCCCCCUCGCCGAGGCCCCACCCCUGCCGGCUCUACGAGGCGCCGCCACCGCCAUGGACGCCCAGAAGCUGGAAGACAAGCUGACCUGCGCCAUCUGCCUGGAGCUCUACCUGGAGCCGGUGACGCUGCCCUGCGGCCACAACUUCUGCGGGGACUGCAUCCGGGACUGGUGGGGCUGCCGCGACAAGGCGUGCCCCGAGUGCCGGGAGCACUUCCCCGACGGCGCCGAGCUGCGCCGCAAUGUGGCCCUCACCGGCGUGCUCGAGUUGAUGCGCGCCGGGCCUGCCCCGGCUCCCGAUCCCGACCCCGCUCCGGCUCUCGGCCCCGACCCCGCCCCGGCCCCCGGCUCCGGGCCCGGCGCGCGCUGUCCCCAGCACGGGCAGCCCCUCGAGUUCUUCUGUCGCACGGAGGGUCGCUGCGUGUGCAGCGCAUGCACCGUGAACGAGUGUCGCCUCCACGAGCGGGCGCUGCUGGACACUGAGCGUCGGGAACGCGAGGCCCAGCUGAGAGCCAUGCUGGAGGUCACCCAGCAGCAGGCCACCGAGGCUGAGAGCCAGCUAAAGGAACUGCAGGAGCAAAGCAGCCAGGUCCAGAGCUCGGCCUGCACCCUGGCCUCCAUGGUCUCCAGCAAAUUCAGCUGCCUGCUGCAGGCCCUGGAGAUGCGGCAGACCUUGGCACUGACGGACAUCGAGGUGGCCAAGACACAGGCACUAACACAGGCCCAGGAUGAAGAACGGCGACUGCGGGGCCACCUGGAAGCCCUGGCUCACUACGACCGCAGGGUCCGGGACCUCCUGGAGCAGUUGGAUGACCAGACCUUCCUCCAGGAAUCACAGCUCCUGGCACCCCCAGGCCCUCUUGGGCCCCUGGCUCCUCUGCAGUGGGACGAAGAGCAGCAGCUGGCUGGCGUGGAGUCACUGAGCCGGCUGUAUGGUCUCCUCCUGGAUGAGGGGAGCCACCCCAGGGCACCGGCUGAGGCUGCUGAUUUGGGCCCCGUGGAGGCCCCAGGUCCCCUGGCACCAGUCCCAAGCCCGGUUUGCCCACUGAGGAGGAAACUCUGGCAGAAUUAUCGCAAUCUGACCUUCGACCCAGACAGCGCCAAUUGCCACCUCUACCUGUCUCAGCAGGGCCAGCAGGUAAAGCACCGUCACAAGCCCCGGGACCUGGCCGGGCCACGCAGCUUCCAGCUCUGGCAGGUGCAAUGUGCCCAGAGCUUCCGGAACGGUCGACACUACUGGGAGGUGCGCACGUCUAAUCACUCAGUGACGCUGGGCGUCGCCUAUCCAGAACUUUCACGGCACAAGCAAGGGCCCAACACAGACAACAUUGGGCGUGGGCCUAGCUCCUGGGGGCUCUGUGUUCAGGAGGACAGGGCCCAGGCCUGGCACAACGGGGAGGCCCGGCGCCUCCCAGGGGUGUCCGGGCGGCUCCUGGGCAUGGAUUUGGACCUGGCUUCUGGCCGCCUCACUUUCUACAGCCUGGAGCCCAAGGCCCAGCCCCUACAUACCUUCCACGCCAUUUUCACCCAGCCCCUCUACCCCGUCUUCUGGCUCCUGGAGGGUAGGACUUUGACCCUGUGCCAUCGGCCUGAGGCCAAGCUCCCUCCGGGACUCCAGGAAGAGGCCGCGGGGCCCAGCUGAGGUGCUGCCUGGGCCUCAGAGGCUAGUGUGGCGCCCAUGGGCCCCUGUUCCUGCUGGAGAGUGUGUGCGGUCUGGACCUCGCCGCACAGGAGGCACAACAACACACUUCGCUGCAGCUCACCUCCCUUGAAUGUCAUGUAGACCAAAGGGACGGGGCCUGGGGUGGGGGGCAAAGCACAACCAAUUCCUGGAAAAAACCUAGAGAAAAGCGAUUUUUACCUCCUUCUCUCUCUUCUCGUAACAUUUUGGCAUAUCUUAGUCUCUUUUGUAUAUCCUUGUGAUUACAUUUUGUAAACAAUUGGGGUGGGGUGUUUUUUUACCUUUUUUACUCAGCACAAGCAUUUUUCACGGUAUUAAAAUUUUU
Molecule: messenger RNA, 2005 nt
Organism: Acinonyx jubatus (cheetah)
Lineage: Eukaryota; Metazoa; Chordata; Mammalia; Carnivora; Felidae
Gene: TRIM65
Product: tripartite motif containing 65
Exons: 6
Coding region: 55-1641 (528 amino acids)
Biological process (GO): positive regulation of autophagy
Molecular function (GO): zinc ion binding; protein binding
Source: RefSeq, a predicted model, not a curated record